This is a messenger RNA of Daldinia loculata, 1627 nucleotides long. Its product is annotated as calcium/calmodulin-dependent protein kinase 1. Gene Ontology annotation, molecular function: ATP binding; calcium/calmodulin-dependent protein kinase activity. Bases 132 to 1319 code for a protein of 395 amino acids. NCBI's taxonomy places the organism in Eukaryota, Fungi, Ascomycota, Sordariomycetes, Xylariales, Hypoxylaceae. The transcript is spliced from 4 exons. Gene Ontology annotation, biological process: protein phosphorylation; cellular response to oxidative stress. The record is from RefSeq and is a predicted model, not a curated record.
CAAGGUUGUCUCGGCUAUGUCCUCGUCGAUUCGCUCGUUGCUGGUCUCGAUCCCUUCGUCGAAGCGUUGAGUGUAUAAUGCCAAUCUAACCACCACUCUUUACUAACCACAACACCCCUAUAGUUAACGCGAUGUUUAGCAGCCUUCGAGGCCAGCCAGAAAGUUACGAAAGAAAAGCGAAGUACAGAUUUGGUCGAACCCUUGGUGCGGGCACAUACGGUAUCGUGCGCGAAGCAGAUGGCCCCAAUGGCAAGGUCGCUAUUAAGAUCAUCCUCAAGAAAAAUGUCAAGGGGAACGAGCAAAUGGUCUGGGACGAGCUAGAUAUGCUCCAGCGUCUCAAACACCCUCACAUUGUUCGCUUCGUGGAUUGGUUUGAGUCAAGGGAUAAAUGGUACAUUGUCACCGAACUCGCCACCGGCGGUGAACUUUUCGAUCGCAUCUGCGAACAGGGCAAGUUCACAGAGAAGGACGCUUCGCAGACCAUCAGGCAGGUCCUCGACGCCGUCAGCUACCUCCACGACAGGAACGUAGUACACCGAGAUCUUAAGCCCGAGAAUCUCCUCUACCUCAGCAAAGACCCCGACUCCGACUUGGUCUUGGCAGAUUUCGGAAUUGCAAAGAUGCUUGAUACCAAGGAUGAGGUCUUAACUACAAUGGCGGGGUCUUUCGGUUACGCAGCACCGGAGGUCAUGUUGAAGAAAGGUCAUGGCAAGCCUGUGGACAUGUGGUCGUUGGGUGUCAUUACUUACACUCUUCUCUGUGGUUACUCUCCCUUCCGCUCCGAAAACCUGCAGGAUUUGAUCGACGAAUGCAGUAAUGGGAAAGUGGUCUUCCAUGAGCGCUACUGGAGAGAUGUGAGUGACGAUGCGAAGGACUUUAUUAUGCGCCUCUUGCAACCGAAUCCGGAAGACAGGUGGUCCAGCAAGCAAGCACUUAAGCACCCCUGGCUCAGCGGCGAAAACGCCUCAGACCACAACUUACUUCCCGAGAUCAAGGCCUACAUGGCCAAGGCAAGACUCCGUCGUGGCAUCGAACUCGUCAAACUGACAAACCGUAUCGAGGCGCUCAAGAUUCAAGAAGACGACCCAGAGCACCCCGACUUUGCCGAGGAUUCAGCAGCUCCAGCCAGCCAAGGAUCAGACAAGCCCACGUCACCGAAGCAGGAGACCGGCAAGGGCAAGCUCACACGCGCAAUGAAGGGUGCCAUCUUCCGCGAGGUGGUUCUGGCUAAAGUCCGCGAGAUGAAGGAGCAGGAGCAGACCCUAAAGGUCACGGAAGAAGUAGAAAAGGAGGCGAAGCGGAAGAGUUUCCAGGGUUGAGCAAAUAAACCAAAAUUGUGCUAGACGCAUCUUAGCGAUAUAAUAGAUACCCCCUUUCAUACUUGGAAGGGCAAUGGGAAUGGAAAGAUAUCAAGGACGGCAUGAUGAAAAUCGUUUGUCAUAACUGAGACAUUACAAUGCAUAGCAGGGCUGACAAGACGGAAGAAGUGGUUGGCUAUUCGUUCGGGGAAGCAGAAAUUCCUCGUGUUCUUUUCUAUUCCUCUUUCCUCCUGAUAUCCGUUUCGCGUUCGGUCAGUGCUUGUUGAGCUUGGCUUUUAUCAAAUAUUCCGUUCCUCUUCGUUUCGUCU